UAACCCCGCCCCUCCUUCGUGUCUCGUCGCCUAUUUCAGGCAUUGUUCAUGUGCUAGCCAAGAGGCUAGUUCACAAUAAAUCACGUUUAAAUUCUACCGCCAUCAAGUCUCACCGGAAUUUUUUACUGAACUGUUCGGAGGAUUUGACGGCUGAACCAUGAGCAAGAGAAAAGCCCCGCAAGAGUCCCUAAACGAAGGAAUAACAGACUUUCUUGUGGAGCUGGCCAACUACGAAAAGAACGUCAACAGGGCAAUUCACAAGUACAAUGCUUACAGGAAAGCAGCCUCAACAAUUGCCAAGUAUCCUAAUAAGAUCAGAAAUGGUGAAGAAGCCAAGAAGCUGGAUGGAGUGGGUGCUAAAAUAGCUGAAAAGAUUGAUGAGUUCCUACAGACAGGGACUCUACGGAAAUUGGAAAAAAUUCGAAAUGAUGACACCAGCUCUUCCAUCAAUUUUCUCACAAGAGUAACCGGAAUCGGCCCAGCAGCUGCCAGGAAGUUUUUUGAAGAAGGCGUAAAGAGUCUUGAAGAUUUGAAGAAGAUUGAGCACAAGCUUAACCACCACCAGAAGAUUGGACUCCAAUAUUUUGAAGACUUUGAAAAAAGGAUUCCGCGAGCUGAAAUGGAAAAGAUGGAGACACUUAUUCUUGGAGAGUUGGGGAAGAUUGAUCCAGUCUACAUAGGGACAAUAUGUGGAAGUUACAGGAGAGGCGCUGCCUCCAGUGGUGAUAUUGAUAUCUUGCUGACCCACCCUGACUUCACCUCUCAGACUGAAAAGAAGCAACCUAAGCUUCUUCAUGCUGUGGUAGAACAUUUGGAGUCUAUUGGUUUUGUGACUGACACUCUAUCCAAAGGGGACACCAAGUUCAUGGGUGUCUGCCAGCUGCAGCAAGGAGAUGAAGAUGAGGAAGAAUACCUUCACAGGCGUAUUGAUAUCAGGUUAAUCCCAAAGGACCAGUACUACUGUGGUGUUUUGUAUUUCACUGGGAGUGAUAUCUUCAAUAAAAACAUGAGAACCCAUGCUUUGGAGAAGGGCUUCACACUCAACGAGUACACCUUAAGACCACUUGGGGUCACUGGUGUGGCAGGGGAGCCUCUUUUGGUGGAUAGUGAAAAAGACAUCUUUGAUUACAUCCAAUACAAAUACAAAGAGCCGAAGGAUCGAAGUGAAUAAAGACAAAGAACGCUUUUAAGUCUUGAAA
Molecule: messenger RNA, 1199 nt
Organism: Nerophis ophidion (straightnose pipefish)
Lineage: Eukaryota; Metazoa; Chordata; Actinopteri; Syngnathiformes; Syngnathidae
Gene: polb
Product: polymerase (DNA directed), beta
Exons: 14
Coding region: 158-1171 (337 amino acids)
Biological process (GO): double-strand break repair via nonhomologous end joining
Cellular component (GO): nucleus
Molecular function (GO): DNA-directed DNA polymerase activity; DNA binding
Source: RefSeq, a predicted model, not a curated record